GUUUCAAAGAUGGCGGACUUCCUGCCGUCCAGCUCCGUCUUAUCUGUAUGUUUCCCUAACUGUCUCCUCACAAGCGGUGAGGUAGAACAGUUGCGGAAAUCUAAAGAGAUAGAUAAGUGUAUUAAUCGAGAUAAAACUUAUGUAAAAAGGUUAGUAAAGAUCUUAUUACUUGGAGCAGGCGAGAGCGGCAAGUCCACUUUCCUCAAGCAGAUGCGCAUUAUCCAUGGGCAGGACUUCGAUCAGAAGGCCAAAGAAGAAUUCAGAGCCACGAUUUUUAGUAAUGUUAUAAAAGGUAUUCGAGUGUUGGUGGAUGCUCGAGAGAAGCUACAAAUCCCAUGGGGCAAGCCAUCCAACCAGCGGCACGGAGACACCAUGAUGGCGUUUGACACCCGAUCGGCAAUGGCCCACGGUCACGGCAUGGUGGAACAUAAAGUUUUCCAGCAUUACCUGCCAUCCAUCCGGGCCCUGUGGGCUGACGAGGGCAUCCAGAACGCCUAUGACCGCCGGAGGGAGUUCCAGCUGGGGGAGUCAGUCAAGUAUUUCCUGGACAAUUUGGAAAAGCUCGGACAGUCGGAUUACCUCCCCAGCCAACAGGACAUCCUCCUGGCCAGAAAGCCCACUAAGGGCAUCCACGAGUACGACUUUGAGAUCAAGAACGUGCCGUUCAAGAUGGUGGACGUGGGUGGCCAGCGCUCCGAGAGGCGGCGCUGGUUUGAAUGCUUUGACUCAGUCACUUCCAUCCUCUUCCUCGUCUCUUCCUCUGAAUACGACCAGGUGCUGAUGGAGGACCGGCAGACCAACCGGCUGAGCGAGUCCCUCAACAUCUUUGAGACCAUUGUCAACAACCGGGUAUUCAGUAACGUCUCCAUCAUCCUGUUCCUGAACAAGACGGACCUGCUGGAGGAGAAGGUGAAGCUGGUGUCCAUCAAAGACUACUUCCCCGAGUUCUCGGGCGACCCCACGAGCCUGGCGGACGUCCAGCGCUUCCUGGUGGAAUGCUUUCGCAAAAAGCGCCGCGAGCAGCAGCAGAAGCCGCUGUACCACCACUUCACCACGGCCAUCAACACUGAAAACAUCCGGCUGGUGUUCCGUGACGUCAAGGACACCAUCCUGCACGACAACCUCAAGCAGCUGAUGCUGCAGUGAGGGGACUGACCAGGAGGAGGAGGAGGAGGGAUGGGUGGAGGAAAACAGAAAGUGGGUGUCAAGGUGCCUUUUUCCUUAACCCCCCCACCGCCAAUACCACCACCACCACCUGCCUGUAAGGGGAUUGGGUAGUGUCCCUCCACCCAUGCAUCCUCUGUCCUUGACAUUGACGCGCUCCUCACUUUUGAACGUUGACUGUGUAUUAAAGCCACCACUACUACCGCCAUUCCCCCACGCUUGCUCUCGGCCUUAAUGAGCUCGUUCACUGUGACUUGUAACAGCCGCCUUUGGCUCAGAGCCCCAGCCACCCUGUGACCUUGAAACCACUGUAAAUGACCUCUCACCCCCACUCUCUGCCCCCGUCCACACUGUGCAGUGGACCUACCUGACAUCUUUCCUGGUAUUUCCUCUCUGCGUCGCUCUAAUUCACACCCACACACUGUCUGUUCUUUCUACGCUGCUCUGACCACUGUUGCCAGGGAGGGAGAGGGGGAGGGGCUUGUUUUAAAUUGUUACCGAGUAGCCGUCAGUCGCCUGCAGGCGCCAGCGACUGUUGCCAGGUGUUGCCUUCCUUUUCAGAAGCGCUUUUGUUCUGUCUCUGGUUUUACAUCUGCUCUCCACUCGCGCUUGGUGAUGACAUCACUGGGCCGUGGUGGGGAUUUCCUCUUCGGGAAGUGGAACAGGAAUGAACAGGGCUAACACACACACACACACACACACACACACACAGAUAGGAAUUACUGUUCUGAAGUCCACUUAAUUCUAGUUUUCUAAUCAUUUUGAUUCGUUUGCUAAUAUAUGAAUAUACUGUAUGUACCUAUGCAUUUUUCUUUAACUUAUAUUUUAUGGGGGUUUAUACUUUGUGGAUUUGUGACUGCUGAUGGACUCUGUUACAGUUAAAGGGGAGGGGGGUGGGUAAGAGAGCACAGACACAAACACAUGAACCACUUGUAGAAAUGCUACACCAUGCUAUAAAGCUAGCUCGUGCAGGGUGAGAGUGACACGUUGUAUUUUGCUGUUUCUCAGGGCACAUUGUGAACCACUUCUUUGCGAUUUGAAGAGAACCAGAACUCUAAGGCCUCUGCCCUUCCACAUGAGUCACAUGACAGAUUUCAUGGUGUCUUUUGUCUGUAAAUGUUAGCAGAGAAGACUUGUGCUUUGAAAGCAAAAAAAAAAACUCUGGCCAUCUUCAACCAGGACUGUAUUUUACUAUCUGGACAAACAGACCCACUGACCCCAUUUGCACCUGUGGCCUGUAUCUUCAUGCACUCUCUGGAUGAUGAACUCUGCAUUUGCACCUGGUGUUAACAAACCUUAUUGUUCUCAAUUCUGCCCACGUCAUGAUUGGAUCUCAUUAUGCAUACAGUGGUCAACGCACCAAACAUGCAUUAGAAUCAAGAGCACAGUGAGUCAGAACAACCCUCGGGGCCAGCACAGUUAGUGCUCGGACCCUCAAAGGAGUCCGGCUUCCACAGACCAUGAUAACGUUUUUGUGUGCAAUGAAUGUGGUUUUCCCUAUCCAGAUAGCAUAAUAUAGAUACAGAUUACAUGUUAAUAACGAGAGACAUCAGGGCCAUAAUGUGCUUCUGGGUGAACAUUUUUUUUAUCUUGCUUGUUUUGUUGGGUUUUUAUCUUGUGGGAUGAAAAGUCUGCUCCAAAUCCCCACAAAGAGACAGAAAGACGGCCAUGAGAAGUACUCAUUAUGUAUGUAUGUGUAAAGCAGCUGACUGCAGCUGCUUGUCUGCACACCCCCCGCGUCAGGAGUGCAACCGAACACAGGAAACUCAAAGCAUUGACAUGUCAGGUGUCUGUAUUGGACUCUUCAAUCCUGCUGAGACCAUCAUUCCAAACAAUGUUAAGAUUAACAGAGAUGCAGCAGUCUCUAAAUAUGCCAGGCUAAAUUUUAGGUCAUGUCUAUAAACGCUGCACAAAGGUGGAGCCUGCAAACAUUGUGCCUUUGGUUUGAAAAUGCGCUGCAGUGUCCAGUGAUGUAGCUUGUAUGUUGGAACAGUGAAUGACAAACAGCCAAGUAGCUAAACAGUGAUGGAUGAUGUAGUCCAGGUUGAAAAUGGCCAAAUUCACACUGAAGCCCUGUGGAGUCUCCCAUCCAAGCCUGUAGGUUUCAUCUGUCCUGCAGGGAUGAGGAAGCUCCUUCCUCUCUGUAGGACUACCACCUGAAGUGUUCCCUAUUAUACCACAGGUGAUGAGGUGGCUCAGUCUUUGUUUUGUCGUCUCAGAUCAUUUUCUGAAAGGUACCGGUUAAUGCUGUCCGUCUCCCCUCUCUUCCACACAUCAAAAGGGAUAAAGCCAGCCCGUGUGUCACUAAUGAGCCUGCCCUCGUCCUCGAUACAGAUUAUGUACAGUUCACAUUGUCCUUUAAACUCUUCUUCUAAUGUAUCAGGAUGGAUUUCUCACACCAACCUCAUUCUGGUUUGGAACAGCUGUAACCUCCCACACACACAUCCGUGUGUCUGACCACGACUGUUACUUUUACUUUCUUUUCAGUUUUCGGAUGGUGUUUAUUUAAAACCGGCGGCCUGUCGUAAGGUGUUUUUUUUUUUUGGAGAUGGCUGCAUCACUCAGCCUCUUCCAUGUGUGUUGGGGCUCCACUGCUCCGUGCUAACACUGCAGCACAGGUAGAGGGAAAGUCAUUUUACUUAACUUUACACCAGACUCACACAACAGUUGUGUUGUCUUCAGUUGAAAAAAGGGCACAGUGUUGUGGGAGCAGACAUUCUACACAGAUCAGCGUCGCUGUGUGAGGUCAUUGUUCACUCUUUAUGGUUAGAGUUGUGAUUUCUGAUAGCAGUUGUCUGUCUCAGCCGUCUACACAACGUUUCAUUGAUGCAUGAAGCCUCUAAGACGAUCAGCGACAACUAGAAACUAUCUGGUGAACAGCAGACGCUUGAAAAAAGACUUUGCUCGUGUUCCUUUAGGGGCUCAGCAAAGACCCAAUUACUGCUGGUCUCAUGCUCUUGAUCAGUCUGAUACCUGAUGUAAUUGCUGGAUCUACAAUUCAGUGACUGUACAAAUGAUCUGAAAGAGGAUUUAAUGUUAGUUACUGUUAAAGUGUUUUGUUUUUUAAAGUCUUACCAGCAUAUUUGCAAUUUUUAGCUCCUUAACCACAAAUCAUUUGUACUUUAUGUGUUAUGUUUCUUUAAUAGUUGAUACAAAUUGAUGAUCUAUCAGUGUAGCACUUCCUGUCCCUCCCUCCUGUCCCUCAGCAUGUGUGUGUUAGCAUGGAGCAGUGAAGUCAUGUGGCUGACUUUGGUGUGUGUGUUCCCGAUUCCAAAAGAGGAAGCUGACCAACCAAAAGCUCCCUGAACUCAUCAAACUGCAGCCGGUCUGGCUCGACACUCCGUCAGCCUGUCUGAGUGUGGGUGAGACACAAGCCCAGUGUCCCGCUCAGACGACCUCCAGCCCAGCAGAGGCCUCUUUGUUUGGAUGCAGACUGUUAUGUCAUGUAAUCAGCAGCAAGCCUGUUGUUGCACACAUGCACCAUGAAGUCACAGCAGAGCGGGUCUGAACCCUGAGCCGGCCUUUGUCCACGCUGAACACACUCGGUCGUGGUUGUUAGAGCACAGACAGCGUGGUGUCACACAGGGCAGAGCAGACGGCUGAGGGACGAUGCCCCACAUGCUGGUAGACUGCACACUCUUGAACGAAGCCCCCGUGAGGUCACGGUCCACCAUCUUCCUCCGAGUUAACUUGGAGCCUGCAGCGAAAAGGAGCCGCGUCCUUCCAAAGCACUUCUUCAACUGUCAUUCAGAGGACGACGGGGCUGUGUGGGACAGAUUUAUUCCAAUUAUGAAGAAAACGUUUGGAUCAGUAGUAUAAAAAGAAUAUCCAGAGAUUAAUUUCAAACUCUGAACAGGUUGCGGAAUAAAAUCUAAGAUCAAAGUUAAGCAUUCUGAGCUUUCAUCCACAUCUCACAGCCUUCUUCAGUGAAUGGAGCGAGCUCAGGUUGUCAUUCAGGUCUAACACCAAAGACCAUCCUCUGACAGAGACCACCUGCUGCCAUGGACCCAGAGUGACACCUGAACAGGCUCCAAUCACUGAUGAAGACCUGGAAAUGUAUUUGAAAGCUACAAAAAGCUAGUAAGCGUUGAUUUGAGUGUCAUCCUGAGAUUCUGCUCUUGAUUUGUACGUCAACCUCAGACCUCACUAGUGUUCACAGGUCUGAUGCUCCUGCAGCUACAGACCAGUGGUGCUCUGCUGUUCGCUUCUCUCUAAACACACAAGCUUGUGCUCUCAGCCACGUCUUAAAAAGUGUCGUGAGAGCCCACACUGGAACACAUCCUUCUCCAUCUCUGUGUCGACACCAUCAGUCACACCAACAGCACACAGUAGUCGUGUGAAGGUUGAAGAAAGAGAGCCGAGGCAGGAGUUCAGACUCCUCCACACACCUGACCAAUCACUGCGUGAAUGGACUCUAUUGUCUGAUUGUCUUUUUUUUUGGAAAGCCACGAAGGACGCAGGAAGCAGCUGCUCUAAGCAGUCUGUCUGAAAGGCUGGGACGAGUCUCUGGAGUUGUCUGUGGUCCUCGCUCUGUGAUGGGUCACAUGUUCACCAGCUGCCUUCCAGCUCCCGCACGGAUCUGUCACCAGAUCCCAGGGCGGCCUGCGGAGAGGAGCGCUCGUGUUAGUGCCAUCACGCCCAGCUGAUGGUGAUCAGUUUUUCUGAUCUGGGAACAGAGAAAAACUGGUUUUAGCCAAGAGGCCUUGUUUGCCCCCCCCCCCCCCCCCCGAGCAGUGUCUUACUCCUCCUUUUCUAAGACUCUGCCUUUGACUCUGCCUUCUAACAUGUCUCAUACCGUUUUUGCACACUGCAUCUUGUGUAUGUUCUGUGAAUCUGACAUUACUGCCGUGACUGUAACAGUAUGAACCAUUAGCCGGUGUUUUCUGGUGUGUUUGGUCGUAUGUACCAGUGAGAGGAAACCAGUGUCACCGCACAUAGUCCGAACUAUGCGACAGCACUGCUCCACAGCCAUUUGAUUUGCUGUUAUGUUGUUAAAAAUAACCCUGAUCGGACUGACUGAUGAUUCUCUUAACGCCAGUGUCUUCUAGAAGUUUGUCUUUAAUCACAUCAGGAAAAACUUUUGCAAAUGAUCUGCCAAAUAUACUGAUGUUUAGUGCCUCCUUUUCCAAGAUCUGCCUCUACUGUCCAGUCAUGAUACAGGUUUUAUACUGUGUUUUAGGUUUUUUGAUGCCACAAGCAGCUUGAUGUCCUAUAAAAUAAGACAUUUCUCUAUCCAGUUUUUUUUUUAAUUUUCAGAUAGACAAGCUUUCAAUGUACAGUCUAACUUAUGCUGUCUUACCUUCUACUCUCCUAAAUAAAUCCAACAGUUUU
Messenger RNA from Chelmon rostratus (copperband butterflyfish), 6495 nucleotides. It is a transcript of the gene gna13b, whose product is annotated as guanine nucleotide binding protein (G protein), alpha 13b. The transcript is spliced from 5 exons. Gene Ontology annotation, cellular component: brush border membrane; heterotrimeric G-protein complex. The record is from RefSeq and is a predicted model, not a curated record. Gene Ontology annotation, molecular function: GTPase activity; guanyl nucleotide binding; G-protein beta/gamma-subunit complex binding. Bases 10 to 1146 code for a protein of 378 amino acids. Gene Ontology annotation, biological process: Rho protein signal transduction; adenylate cyclase-activating G protein-coupled receptor signaling pathway. Lineage: Eukaryota; Metazoa; Chordata; Actinopteri; Chaetodontiformes; Chaetodontidae.